AGAGCUUUAAUAAAUUUUAGAUAUACGAAUAGAAAAUGGGAUACGUUACUGACAAUUUUAUUUAAAUAAAUAAACUAAUUAAGACUAAAAUUUACAAAUAUCUGAAAUUUAUCAGAGAAAAAGAAACAAACGUGUACACGUCAAUUUGCAAAUAUUGUGAAUUAAAUUAAUUCUUAUAAUGGUUUGGCCGUAAAAUGCAGCCAAACCCUUUUGUUAAUACUAUUUCUACUGCAGUAAAUAAAUCGUGGCUCGCUAUGAAAAAGAGCAUUUUUUAAUAUUUUGAAACAAUGUAGAUGUGAGUCCAUCACUAACUAUGUAAUUUGUGAAUUUUGUCUUAAAACGUUGUGAAAUGGAAUACAUUGAAGUACAAAAUUUUACAAAAACUAUUUUGGAGAAUAGAACCUCAAAUAUCACGACGACAGAAAUUGAUCUUAACUUGUUUUUAGAAGAAAUGAUGGGCGAAAAACGCCGUGAUUUAACAUCCGUUGGAUUUCUUACGUUUGUUUAUGCACUGAUAUUCAUCACAGGAAUGUCGGGAAAUAUCUGCACGUGUAUUGUGAUAACACGAAAUACAUACAUGCACACAGCCACAAAUUACUACCUUUUAAGUCUUGCUAUAUCGGACAUGCUAACGCUUAUAUUUGGUCUUCCAACAGAAUUAUACGGCAUAUGGGAAUCCUAUCCUUGGAGAUUCGGAGAAGCACUCUGUAUUUUUAAAUCAUUUUUGGCGGAAAUGACGUCAUACGCAUCAGUUCUUACAAUCACCGCAUUCACAGUUGAGCGAUAUGUGGCAAUAUGCCAUCCACUCAAAGCACAAACUCUAUCAAACUUAUCACGUGCUAUGAAAAUGGUGUUUUCCAUUUGGAUUUUAUCGUGCCUAUUUGCUUUGCCUUAUCCAAUUCAUACUCGGGUGUUUCCGUAUGUGACGUACAACGGUACGGGAAUCGAAGACUCUUUACAAUGUAAUAUUCCAUUUGAGUGGCAGGAAGGGAUGACAUAUGCUUUUCAAAUAUCAACGUUCUUAUUCUUUGUCUUUCCCAUGGCGCUCAUAACUAUUAUGUAUGGUUUAAUUGGUGCAAAGCUGCGCACAUCACAACUGGAGUCAAAGCACAAGUCAAAAACGAAGGCACGGAAAGCGGUAGUUCGGAUGUUAAUUGCUGUAGUGGUUGCCUUUUUCGUGCAGUGGGCACCUUUUCAUGCACAGCGUCUAAUCACGUCGUACGUUCCGACUGACAUGUGGACUCCAACACUGAUACGAUUUCAGUCAGACCUCUUCUACGUAUCCGGGGUCCUUUACUUCUGCAAUUCGACUAUCAACCCAAUCCUAUAUAAUUUAAUGUCCAAGAAGUUCCGAUUGGCUUUUAAAAGAACACUAUGUCGCUGUUGCUAUACGUCGGAAGAAUUGCUGGAGCUUAAUGGAAAGUCAAAGUCAAUUUAUUGUUCCGAUAGAACGGCUGUUAAUUCUAUAAGACGAAAUGCGAACAACAUUUCAAAACUGACGUUUCUCGAUCUAAACGGCAUGAAGAACGUCAGUGGGUUGCUACACCCGGACAAUAUACGUGAUCAGACAUAUAAGAACGGCAGACGACCACAGAAGUGUCCCUGCUACCAAUCACAUUCUUCUGGACGCUUGAACGAGGUUUACAGUGAUACAGAUCGUAUUCCUGUUGAACAAUGUAAUGGAUUUGGACCUCGGGCUGCGGGACUCAGAUACCAAAAUUCUACCAACAGCAGUCUUGUUAGUUUCUGUGAACUUGAAUCAGAUUCUGUCUUGGAAAUGAAAUCAUUAUCAACUUGCAGCAGCUCAAAUUUACUGAACACGAAGCUGAUUUCAGCGCCGCUUUACAAUCUUGCUAGUAGACAAGCUUCAUUUGUUUGAGUAUAUUGUUAUUUGUUUUUAAUUCAGUGAACAUUGUUAUGUAUUUAUGCGCCAGAGGUGAAUAAAUAAAUAUUGAGCAA
Mercenaria mercenaria is the source of this 1959-nucleotide messenger RNA. Its product is annotated as pyrokinin-1 receptor-like. The coding region runs from base 350 to 1879 and encodes 509 amino acids. Gene Ontology annotation, biological process: neuropeptide signaling pathway. Lineage: Eukaryota; Metazoa; Mollusca; Bivalvia; Venerida; Veneridae. Gene Ontology annotation, cellular component: plasma membrane. The record is from RefSeq and is a predicted model, not a curated record. The transcript is spliced from 4 exons. Gene Ontology annotation, molecular function: neuromedin U receptor activity.